Diospyros lotus (date-plum) is the source of this 1643-nucleotide messenger RNA. Its product is annotated as GDSL esterase/lipase At1g54790-like. The transcript has 5 exons. Lineage: Eukaryota; Viridiplantae; Streptophyta; Magnoliopsida; Ericales; Ebenaceae. Bases 277 to 1431 code for a protein of 384 amino acids. Gene Ontology annotation, molecular function: hydrolase activity, acting on ester bonds. The record is from RefSeq and is a predicted model, not a curated record.
AAAAUAGAACAAAACAUAGCAAGAAGCAAGACCCAGUAAUACCAAACACAGAACAAAUGAAUUCCCAUAUAAGGGACUCCAUUAAAGAAGAAGUAAUGGGUGGGGGUCUUCUUCUAUCUUCACCUACCACACUAUCGCAAAAGUUGGAAAACUUUUAUUGGUUCCCAGUUUUCUGUCGUUUCUUCUCAUCCUUUCAAGGCACUCGUGACUCAAUAUAUCUCCAAAUCCAACCCAUUUCCACAGCCUUAAGAAAACACCAUCAUUAUUCAUUACCUUAUGAGUGCAGCUUCUUGGGCUUAUCUACCAAUUGCCAUGGCUUUGAAACUCAUAGUUUUAACAACACUGGCUUUGGUUUUUGCACAUUUGGCAGGCACCAGCCCCUGCAACUUCACUUAUCCGGCAGUCUUCAACUUUGGCGACUCCAAUUCAGACACCGGCGGCCUGGUCGCCGGAGUUGCCUUCCCGGUGGGGCCGCCCAACGGGCAAACCUACUUCCGCCGGCCGGCGGGCCGGUUCUGUGACGGCCGAUUGAUCAUUGACUUUCUGGUGGCUGCAGUGGAGAUGCCUUUGCUGAAUCCGUACUUGGAUUCUGUUGGCGAGCCAAGUUUCAGUUCUGGUUGCAAUUUCGCCACCGGAGGAUCCACCAUUCUUCCGGCCAAAGCCAAUUCUUUUAGCCCUUUUUCUCUUGGAAUCCAGGUGGCUCAGUUCGUCAGGUUUAAGGCCCGGGCUCUCGAAUUACUAGCGCAAGAUCAGAAGUUGAAGAAAUUCCUUCCCGCAGAGAAGUUCUUGAGGCAGGGUCUCUACGUGUUUGACAUUGGCCAGAAUGAUCUAGAUGGUUCAUUUUACUCGAAAUCUGAGGACCAAGUUGUUAGCUUCAUUCCAACUCUUUUGGCAGAGUUUGAGACUAGAUUAAAGGAGUUGUACUAUCAAGGAGCAAGGAAUCUUUGGAUCCACAACACGGGCCCUCUCGGGUGCUUACCCCGAAUAAUCGCCACAUAUGGAAAAGACCCAUCGAAGCUCGACCAAAUGGGCUGCGUCGCCUCGCACAACCGCGCGGCGAGGCUCUUCAACACACAGCUGCAUGAGCUGUGCACCAAGCUGCAGGGUCAGUUCCCUGAUGCCAGUGUGACCUUUGUGGACAUUUUUGCCAUAAAAUCCAACCUAAUAUCAAACUAUUCUCAGUUUGGGUUCAAGCAGCCUUUGGCAGCAUGCUGUGGCUAUGGUGGCUUGCCACUGAAUUUUGACAACAGGAUUGCUUGUGGCCAAACCAAGGACUUGGAUGGCAGCACUGUGACGGCACAACCAUGCAAUAACACAGCUGAAUAUGUGAACUGGGAUGGGAACCAUUACACUGAAGCUGCUAAUCUGCACAUUUCAGCACAGAUUCUGACCGGCAAGUUCUCCGAUCCACCCGGCGCGGCGAAUGAGUAAGUAGUUUCCGGCGAGCCAGAUCCAAAUCGUAUAACUCAGAAUGCUAAUGCUGUAUUGAGUUGUAUCCUUUACAUUGAAACUACGUGCAAGAGAGACUCCCUUUUUCUUCUCUUAAAAGCGGAGAAUUUCGUAAAUUAAAGACGAGUUUAGAUUAGAAUUGUCUAGGAACUUAAAAGGAAGACCUUUAUAUGGUUUAAAUACCUUUAUAUGGU